AUGAGCGAUUCCAUACCGCAGGCUCUGCCACGCACCCAUGCCUCUCAAGCCAUGACCCCCGCGGCUUUGUCGACCGCCCACAGCAAUACAAGUCGAUCACCCGUCUAUCAAGACCUUCUCGGUGGACCACCUAUCCCGCCGCCGAGGACUUCGUCGAACCACCAAAGAAGCCAUCGUAGCUCCAACAAAGAGUCUAGCGCAGGGAAGAUAUCAGGGUCGCGUUAUACGAGCAAGGGCGACGAGCGGAGUCGCCGUGACAAGAAAGGUGACGAAUCUCGUUCUCGCCGUCAGGCCGCUCAGCCAUUCGACGAUCCGUCAAGAGGGCCAAGCACCCACAAUAAAAGCUCCGCUCAACACGAGGAUUUUAUGGAGACAAUUCCGAUGAGCGAUCCCGCCGUCGAUAUCGAACGAGAACAAGCCCGUAAAACAACGGCACCGGUAUCGACACCUAACGAGAACGCUUCGGCAUCGGGAUUGGGUUUAAUGGGUGAUGAAAAUAUGGAGGACGGUGGCCGAGUCGGUAUGCCAAGCCGACAAGAGUUUCCCGAGCAUACAAUCAAGCGCAAAGAAACGACGUUUGGCCAGUAUAUUCUCGGGCAGACGGUAGGCGAGGGCGAAUUUGGAAAGGUCAAGUUGGGUUGGAAGCGAGAUGGCUCUAUUGAGGUGGCCAUUAAGCUCAUUCGCCGUGAAUCACUUGGAUCGAACCCGAAUCGGUUGCCCAAGAUCUACCGCGAGAUCUCCAUUCUGCGGGAUCUUUCUCACCCGAAUAUCGUCCGCCUUCACGAAAUGGUAGAAACGGAUCGUCACAUUGGAAUUAUCAUGGAGUAUGCAUCGGGCGGUGAGCUUUUUGAUCAUAUUCUCAGAAACAAGUAUCUGAAGGAUAAUUCUGCUCGACGUCUUUUUGCGCAACUUGUAUCUGGUGUAGGUUACCUGCACAAGAAAGGUAUCGUCCACCGUGACUUGAAGUUGGAAAACUUGCUUCUCGACCGGAACCGCAACAUCAUCAUUACAGACUUCGGCUUUGCAAAUACGUUUGACCCCACUGAUGAACUCAGUGAGGAAAUCGAGUAUAACCUCACCAAUAAAGAGUUCGUGAAAAGGAUGCGCUUGGAUAAAACCAACACCAAGGGUGUGCGUCGAGGAGACUUGAUGCAGACAAGCUGCGGAAGCCCUUGUUACGCUGCCCCGGAGCUCGUUGUGAGCGAUUCGCUUUAUACUGGACGAAGGGUAGACGUGUGGAGUUGUGGUGUUAUUCUUUAUGCUAUGUUAGCGGGGUAUCUUCCGUUCGAUGAUGAUCCAGCAAAUCCCGAUGGAGAUAACAUCAAUCUGCUGUAUAAAUAUAUCGUCACGACUCCCCUUACAUUCCCCGAAUACGUUACACCCCAUGCCCGUGAUCUAUUAAGGCGGAUAUUAGUCCCGGACCCUCGGAAACGAGCAGACCUUUUCGAAGUUGCUCGCCACAGCUGGCUCAGUGAUUACGCCGACAUUGUCUCGCACAUCACCAGCAGCACCACCAAGGUGGCUGACGUCUCCUCCACCACCGUUUCCCGCGAGCAACCCAGAGAAGGUCCAGCACUUGCCCGCAGUGCUUCCGUCAGAGAGCCUCCGAAGACCCACCACGGCUCGAGCCCAUCGGUUGGAGGUCUUGUACAUCACCCAGGGGACAUUUCGCAGGAUCAAAGCGACAGGUCCAAGACUCCUCGAGACACCAAACGUCGAACAGUCCAAGUGGAAUAUGUUGCUCCUCAGUCUCAGACCUCAAGAGGAGAAACCUCCGGGUCCAGUGCAACCGUCCAGAACGCCUCUCCCACCGAACCCGUAUCAUCAAGGGCAAAACCAACCGGCCAGGAUUACUCUACCCAUACUCAAACUGUACCCGAGCAAACGAAACAAACCACCACCCGCCAGGCCCCGGCACUCCCGCCUACACAUUUACCUCGUUCUACGUCCGAAACCCCAGCCCUCUCAGGGACAGCGCCUCAACCUACCCGACCUACCACCGGAGGCUCCAUGGCUUCAUUCAAUGCGGGGCGUUUGCCAUCUCGCGGGUCUUACGGGCAGCCCGUGGCACCUACUGUGGCCGCUACGAACGCCCAGGGUCGACUCGCGCAGCCGAAGAGCAAACAAUAUGUUAUUUCUGCGCCGAUUCAGCAAGACGCCAACCAAGUUGCCAGCGUCGAUCAUCAAAGUGCACAAAAUCUCCCAUCCAAAUUCAACACAACCCCUCGACAGGAACCCCCGAAGGGCCACAAGAGAUCAAGUACUGUCUCCAGUAUUGGCGAAAAGUUAUUUGGAAGGUCUGGCUCUAUUUUUGGCGGACGUGGUGGCCAAACAAAUGUACCAAGGCAGCAGAAGACUGGCAAGCGCUACCCUCCCACGAGCAUGAGGGAUCCGUAUGGUGGCGACGAUUCGAGGAUGUCAAUGGACUCGCGACGCUCAGCUCAGUAUGGCUAUGGCCGCAAGACAAGCGAAGCGGGUGGCGAGGGCAAGCCGCGACGUUUCUCUCUACUUCCACCCUCGUUCUCGCUGAGGGGGAUUUCGUCGUCAAGCAGGUCAGAAACGCCUGAUGAGGAGCCUCAAGAUCGCGCUCCGGACAACCGAGUAAGCCAGCGCCCAUCAACAGGAGCUCUACCAAGUCGUACCCGGGCUACUAGCUAUGGUGCUCACGAUACGAUUGCUGCCGGAGCAACUGAUGGCCCCUCGGAUGAUGUUAUUGUCAAUGAUGACCCAGUCAAUUACCAGAAUCGCAUCGAUCAGCAAUUUGCGGCGCUGCACUCAAACCACAGUGAGACUUACCAGCCGACCCAGUAUGGUGCUACCUCAGCGGAACAGGUUCAUCAGAAUGAUAACGAACACUAUUACCGGAAUCAUUACGGUAAUCAUUCGACACCUAAUUACUACGAUGAAUAUAAUGGUGUGCAUGACAACGGAUCCAAGGCAUCAAUGCAAACUGGGCGUUCCUCAAAUCGGCCAGGUGUCUUGCAGAGAAACCACCGGAAAUUUGCAGACGCAUACGAACAUGAGUCGCAUCACUCUGGUAGCUCUGGAGCAGCCCGAAAAGUGAUGGACUUUUUCCGUCGACGAGCCAAGUCUAGAGCUGGAGACGAGCGUUAA
This is a messenger RNA of Aspergillus puulaauensis, 3114 nucleotides long. Its product is annotated as putative serine/threonine protein kinase (Kin4). The transcript is spliced from 4 exons. Gene Ontology annotation, molecular function: ATP binding; protein serine/threonine kinase activity; tau-protein kinase activity. NCBI's taxonomy places the organism in Eukaryota, Fungi, Ascomycota, Eurotiomycetes, Eurotiales, Aspergillaceae. Gene Ontology annotation, cellular component: cytoplasm. The record is from RefSeq and is a predicted model, not a curated record. Bases 1 to 3114 code for a protein of 1037 amino acids. Gene Ontology annotation, biological process: protein phosphorylation; intracellular signal transduction; microtubule cytoskeleton organization.